Messenger RNA from Paracoccidioides brasiliensis Pb18, 852 nucleotides. RefSeq names its product succinate dehydrogenase [ubiquinone] iron-sulfur subunit, mitochondrial. Gene Ontology annotation, cellular component: mitochondrial membrane. Gene Ontology annotation, molecular function: electron transfer activity; 2 iron, 2 sulfur cluster binding. Bases 1 to 852 code for a protein of 283 amino acids. The record is from RefSeq and is a predicted model, not a curated record. The transcript has 3 exons. Gene Ontology annotation, biological process: aerobic respiration; respiratory electron transport chain; tricarboxylic acid cycle.
AUGGCCUCCCUACGCCCUUCUUCCCGUAUCCUGGCCGCCUCCCGCCCUCUUUUCCGCUCUUCUGUAGCCUCCAGAUCCUAUGCCACUGUUGAAUCCGCUUCGAAAACGGCCGAAUCGCCCAUCCACACGACAUCGCAAACCCCAAAACUCAAGACCUUCAAGAUCUACAGAUGGAACCCCGACAAGCCAACCGAGAAACCGCGCAUGCAAAACUACGCUCUCGACCUGAAUAAGACCGGCCCCAUGAUGCUGGACGCCCUGAUCAGAAUAAAGAAUGAGCAGGAUCCCACCCUGACCUUCCGGAGGAGUUGCAGAGAGGGUAUCUGCGGUAGUUGCGCGAUGAACAUCGACGGCGUCAAUACCUUGGCUUGCUUAUGCCGCAUCCCCACCGACACCUCCAAAGAAUCGAGAAUCUACCCCCUCCCCCACACUUAUGUGGUCAAAGAUCUCGUCCCAGACAUGACCUACUUCUACAAGCAGUACAAGUCCAUCAAGCCAUACCUGCAGCGUGACACUCCAUCUCCAGAUGGUCGCGAAAUCCGCCAAUCACCCGCCGACCGCAAAAAGCUCGACGGCCUCUACGAAUGCAUCUUGUGCGCCUGCUGCUCAACCUCCUGCCCCUCCUACUGGUGGAACUCUCAAGAAUACCUUGGCCCUGCUCUGCUGCUGCAGUCUUACCGGUGGCUAGCUGAUUCGCGUGACGAGAAGACCGAAGAGCGCAAGGCGGCCCUCGACAAUAGCAUGAGCGUGUACAGAUGCCACACCAUCCUCAAUUGCUCAAGAACCUGCCCCAAGGGACUGAAUCCAGGCCUGGCGAUUGCUGAAAUCAAGAAGAUGAUGGCCUUUGCGUAG